Oncorhynchus mykiss (rainbow trout) is the source of this 2430-nucleotide messenger RNA. The record is from RefSeq and is a predicted model, not a curated record. Lineage: Eukaryota; Metazoa; Chordata; Actinopteri; Salmoniformes; Salmonidae.
GAGAGCUAUAACAACAGACAUAGCCAGGGGACCUGCCAGUCCUCUCCUGCAUCACCCUCAGCAGGAAGCAGUAGGAACAGCAGUGGAAAGGGCUCUCCCUACCUUCCCCACACCCAGAAGCGUCAGUCACCAAUGGGCUUAGAGAGGGAGCUGUACCCCCCUGGGGACCAGAGCAGGGGGGUCCUCCAGGGCCGGGAGCUAGGCAGGCUGUGGGACCCCCCAGCGGAGUUCUCCCUCCGGGACAACGUGUUCCAGGGCACCAACCUGCUGCCGUACCUCCAUACCAGCGCCGGGGGCAAGUUUGAGCAGAUGCUGCAGGAGAUGUUUGACAGGGAGGAGGGAGAUGUAGGCUCACCCAGGGAGGAGGGGAGACUGGGGAUUCACAACGGAGGGCGAGACAGGAAGGCAGAUGAUCCAAAGCCGCUGAAACGCAACCGAACCGGCUCGGGUGAAGGGUACAGGGGUGGAGGUGGGGUGACAUGCCACUGGUGCUCCCAGCUCUUCCCCAGCCCUGCCGUGUUACUGCAGCAUGGGCGCUACCUCUGUAAGAUUAACCGGCAGGCCAUGGAGGUGCCUGAAGGUCCUCGCAGCAAAGACCACCUCUCUCCCCUCUACUUCUCCUCCAGAACCCCUCUCCAGCCACCCCCACCAGACAACAACAAUAAAACCACAGCGAUGGCUAACGGUUUCUCCAAAGAUAAGUCUCCUCUCCAGAGACCCUGCUGGCACUCUGUCCCUCAGGAGCUGCUGGUCGCCAGGCACUCCCCCCUACAGCCCCGCCCAGGCACACUAUCCAUGAGAUCCUAUUGGUCUAGCCAGGAGAGUGGCAGGAGUGGCGGCAGCCCCGGCCAACCAGCACCAACUAGCCCUGCUACAGACAUGUCCUCACUGCUACCAAUAGGACCAUUACCCUCUUCAGAGAUCGACUCGCCCCUCUGCCUGGACCUUUCCUCCACCACUCUCACCCCUCAUUGGAGUCGAACCAGCCCCCAAGGAAGGACCAACGGGUCCGGUAGCUCCCAGAAUGACCAACCCCUGGAUCUCUCCCUCCCCAAGCCCCAGGAGGGGGAAGUCCUGGAGGACAGCAUGCCCAGUAAUGGACACCCUCGUCUGGGAGAAAAGAGAGAGAAGACCUACAGAGAGCCAGCAGAGAACCAGCAGCUCCACCGGAGGCUGAGUCUCAGUCCACCUUGGCAACAGCAUCAAGGCGUCUACAGUGGCGUUCCGAUGUUUGAGGGCUCCGUCUACAGUGCAUACCCUCUGUUUAACCCCAUGAUGCCUGCUGGGCUAGCUGGCUCAGGACAUGAUGUGGUCCCCUCCCUGCCCCUCAGUCACCCAGCCAGCAGCCAGCGAUUUCUCUCCCCUAUGGUCUACAUGAUGGAGUCGGACACAGAUGCCGUGCUGAAGAGGAUCCGUCAAGAGAGACAAGCCAUCAUGGGUGAGGUGAUGGAUUGCGGGGGUCUGGACUACGCCUCGCUGAUGGAGGAGGGAGGAGAGGGAGAAGGGGGACCAGGGAGGAAGAGACUGAAGAAGAGAGACGACGGCCUGUACGCCUGCGACAUCUGUGACAAGACCUUCCAGAAAAGCAGUUCUCUGCUCCGACACAAGUAUGAGCACACAGGUAAACGUCCUCACGAGUGUCAGAUCUGCAGGAAGGCCUUCAAGCAUAAGCACCAUCUGAUGGAGCACAGUCGCCUGCACUCUGGAGAGAAGCCCUAUGAGUGUGAUAAGUGUGGCAAGAGGUUCUCCCACUCUGGCUCAUACUCCCAACACAUGAACCAUCGAUACACCUACUGUAGCAGGGACCAGGAACAGGAAGGGGUCGAGGAGCCUCCUCUUACCCCAGGAGGGUCCACCGAUCUGGGCCAUGUUUCCGGGGGCACCCCCUUCUCCAUGGAGUACACCCCAAUGUUUCUCAGUGAUGCCAGUCUGGACGGGGGGAUAGGAGGGAGAGCACAUGAAGAGGAGGAGGAAGAGGAGGACGAGACAGACAAAACUAAAGGUGGCCAUAUGAAGGAGGCUUGUACUUUAUCAGGGUCAGGGUCUGGUGAAGGGUUAGGGUUGGAGCUGUGCUCUAGCCCUGUGGGGAAUGAGAGAGACAGACAGCAUGUCGACAGAGACAAUGGAGAAGGAGAGAAUUCUGGUCUACAGACUUACAGACUUGAAAACAACAAUCACUGGGACAGAGAUGCGUUGGAACAAAAUGGAGACCAGAACACAGACACAUACGAGUUGAGCCCAGAAGCCCAGCGGACAAGUAUGCCAAAACCAAUGCAUCUAGCUACAAACAUUUAACAUUUUAGUCAUUUACUAGACACUCUUAUCCAGAGCAACUUACAGUUAGUGUAUUAAUCUUCAGAUCAUAUCGAGUACAUUUUCUCCUCAAUAAAGUAGCUAUCGGCAAAGUCACUGCUAGUGGGGAAAAGAGAA